AUGGUAGCAAUCAGAGACUAUACACACUCCUCGCAAGCAGAAUUUCAACAUUCAAGUGGAUGGGAUGCCUCUCGUGCUGGAAUUUUCACUGGAUUUCAAUCCGUCAAAGUGACUAAUGGAGUACUCGCGACUAUCCAACCCAGACCAGUACACAAAGAGGCAAAAGACAGAGGGAAAUGGGGUAACAAAUGCGAAUUUGUUCUGGCUACUCUUGGUCUAGCCGUCGGUCUUGGAAACAUAUGGCGAUUCUCAGCACUGGCUUAUGAAAACGGUGGAAGUGCAUUUCUUUUUCCGUAUAUCAUAUUGGUAAUAUUAUUUGGGUUACCAACGUUGUUCCUUGAAAUGGUCAUCGGCCAGUACACGAGCAGUGGUCCGUCGAUGGCCUUCAAACACUACAUGCCGGCCUUACAAGGAAUCGGUUGGUCCAUGGCACUUAUAUCAUAUACUCUUACCUUUUACUAUUGCCUGAUAAUUACAUGGGCCUUUCUGUAUUUACUGUCCUCCUUUACCGGUGGAAUACAUGUAUGGUCAAGUUGUGAUAAUGAGUGGAAUGAUAUAUAUUGCAUAGUAAGAAAUAAAAUGGACGAGUGCAAACAGCAAGACCCUAGCCGUCCCGUUGCCUUCAAUGGGACCUGCAUUGCCACAGUGCCCGGACCGAUGAGAACUCCUUUCGAUCAGUAUUUCACAAAUGUCGUCACAAAAAGAUCCCAAGGAAUCGAGUAUAUUGGCGGGAUAAAUUCGUCUUCGUUGAUUACAUUGGCCCUUAUGUGGCUGCUCUUAUUCCUUAUUUUGAUAAAAGGUUACAAGUACAUGGGGAAAGCUGCUUACUUCACCGCUACAGCUCCGUAUAUUAUCAUUGUCAUUCUCUUCUUGCGUGCAGUAACACUAGAAGGUUCCACCAAUGGAUUAUAUUAUUACUGGGGAAAACCAGACUUUUCAAAGCUUCUUAAUCACCAGACAUGGUCGGCAGCACUUAUCCAGAUAUGCUUCUCUCUAAAUGUCGGCUAUGGUGGCGUUCUUAUGCUUGCCUCGUACAGCAGAAAAAGCAACAACUGUUUUAAGGAUGCGUGGAUUGUUGUCAUUGGUGACUUCCUGAUGAGUGUGUUUGGUGGAGCAACCGUGUUUGCUACUCUUGGUUAUCUUUCUCAUCAGCUUAAAAAACCUAUCGAGGAAGUGGUUUCUAGCGGGCAUUCUUUAGCCUUUGUAGCUUACCCUGAGGCGAUAUCAACAAUGCCGUAUCCAUCAGUUUGGUCCGUAUGUUUCUUCAUGAUGCUGUUCCUCCUAGGCAUCAGUUCACAAGUUGCACUCACUGAGACAUUUGGCACAAGUGUCUCUGAUCAAUGGCCAUCCACUCGAAGAUAUAAAUGGCUUAUAUCGUUAGUAUGCUGCGCCGUAUCUUUCAUUUGUGGCAUUUUAUUCACUACUGAGAGCGGAUUUUUUUGGUUUACCAUAUUCGACAGCUUUUCUGGUUCAACAGGUGCAUGUGUUGUGAUCGUUGGGGAGCUACUAAUAAUUAUGUAUUUCUACGGAUAUCAAAACUUUCGAGAUGACUUGAUUGAGAUGCUUAACCUGCCGGUUGGCACUGAUUCGUCAUUUUUUGGACCUUUAUCGCCGUUGUGGAAAUACGCUUGGAAAAUCACAGCUCCAAUUUCGGGUUUGGCAUUUGGGUGGUUUCUGAGCCUUUCUCCGAUUAUUCCAGUUGUGUUAUGCUUCGUAAUGAACUGCAUGCAGUUCACUGUUGAAGGGAAAUCGUUCCAUGAGUUGUUUACUAUACAACCAACGUUGCCGUCGUACCAGCGAAUAACCGGCAAAUCGCCGGCAGUCGGUGGUGUAUCCAAAUCCAAAUCGCAAACGAGCUCCCAGUCCAAGUCAGAUCAGAGUCAGCAAACAAUGUGA
Molecule: messenger RNA, 1896 nt
Organism: Angiostrongylus costaricensis
Lineage: Eukaryota; Metazoa; Nematoda; Chromadorea; Rhabditida; Metastrongylidae
Source: the annotation of a GenBank genome assembly